CUCCACGCCAGGGCUUGGAGCCAGCCGGGCAGGCAAAGAGCGGACGGCGGCGGGGACGGCGCCUGGAGCCGCCGAGGAGCGGCUGUCGCCUUUGGGGGGCAGGUGAAGCCCGAGCCGGGCGUGGCAGCAGGGCAGGAGGGGCGGCGGCUCCCGGUCCCGCUCGUCCUCUCGCUCUCUCUCUCUCGCUGCUGCCGCUGCUGCUGCGGCGGGAGCCAGUACGAUGUUCCCCGCUGCGCCUGGCGCAGGCAGCCCGGAGUGGGACGCGCCCUCGCCGCCGUGCGCCGCCGCCGCCGCCGGGCGCUCAGCCCUGGAGCCGGAGCUGUAGCGGGCGCCGGAGCCCGAGCCGGAGGAGCGGAGCUGGGCUGGGGCUUUGGCGCGCCUCGCCCGCCCGCCCGCCCAGGAUGCUGACCUGCUGCCGCGUCCCGCGCUCGCUGCUGCUGCUGCUGGCCGAGUCCUGCGCCGUCGGAGCCUUCGUCUGGCUCGUCUGGCUGCCCUCCUCCUGCCACGGGAUGCCCCAUGUCAUCCGCAUCGGAGGAAUCUUUGAAUAUGCAGAAGGUCCCAAUGCCCAAGGAAUGAAUGCCGAGGAGCAAGCCUUCCGAUUCUCUGCCAACAUUAUCAAUAGAAAUAGAACUUUGUUACCAAACACAACCUUAACAUAUGAUAUCCAGAGGAUACAUUUUCAUGAUAGCUUUGAAGCCACUAAAAAAGCCUGCGACCAGCUCGCACUUGGCGUUGUAGCAAUAUUUGGACCUUCCCAGGGCUCCUGUACCAAUGCCGUCCAGUCCAUUUGCAAUGCACUGGAAGUACCCCAUAUACAGCUACGAUGGAAGCAUCAUCCGUUGGAUAACAAGGACACUUUCUAUGUUAACCUUUACCCGGACUAUGCCUCUCUCAGCCAUGCCAUUUUGGACCUUGUACAGUACCUGAAGUGGAGGUCAGCGACGGUGGUAUAUGACGACAGCACAGGUCUCAUCCGACUGCAAGAGCUGAUCAUGGCCCCAUCAAGAUAUAACAUUCGCUUGAAAAUCCGUCAGCUGCCCCUAGAAACAGAUGACGCUCGACCUUUGCUGAAGGAAAUGAAGAGGGGACGGGAGUUCCGGAUCAUCUUUGAUUGCACCCACAUAGUGGCUGUGCAGAUCCUCAAGCAGGCCAUGGCAAUGGGAAUGAUGACUGAAUACUACCACUUCAUCUUCACUACACUGGAUCUUUAUGCAUUAGAUCUGGAGCAAUAUCGCUACUCCGGGGUGAAUCUGACUGGCUUCCGGAUCUUGAACGUGGAGAACCCCCACGUGUCUGCCAUCACUGAGAAGUGGUCCACAGAAAGAUUGCAGGUGGCCCCCAAGCCAGAACCAGGGUUGAUUGCUGGAGCAAUGAUGACAGAUGCUGCCCUGUUGUACGAUGCAGUCCAUAUUGUCUCUGUGUGCUACCAGCGAGCCCCCCAGAUGACGGUCAAUUCCCUCCAGUGCCAUCGGCAUAAAGCAUGGCGGUUUGGCGGCCGCUUCAUGAAUUUUAUCAAGGAGGCCCAGUGGGAAGGCUUAACCGGGCGCAUCGUCUUCAAUAAAACCAGCGGGCUGCGGACGGAUUUUGACUUGGACAUUGUCAGCCUCAAAGAAGAUGGGCUGGAAAAGGUUGGAGUAUGGAGCCCCUCCGAUGGACUCAAUAUCACUGAAACCACCCGAAGGCAGGGCCCCAACGUUACCGAUUCCCUGACGAACAGAUCUUUGAUUGUCACUACAGUCCUGGAGGAACCCUUCAUCAUGUUCCGCAAGUCUGACACUGUCCUCUCUGGGAAUGACCGCUUUGAAGGCUACUGCGUUGACCUCCUGAAGGAGCUUUCACAUAUCCUUGGCUUCGUGUAUGACAUCCGGUUAGUGGAGGACGGGAAAUAUGGAGCCCAGGACGAGAAAGGGCAGUGGAAUGGCAUGAUCCGAGAGUUGAUCGAUCAUAAAGCGGAUCUGGCUGUCGCGCCACUAACCAUCACUCACAUUCGGGAAAAGGCGAUCGACUUCUCCAAGCCCUUCAUGACUUUGGGGAUCAGCAUUCUCUACCGGAAGGCCAAUGGGACCAAUCCCAGCGUCUUCUCGUUCCUCAACCCUCUGUCUCCCGACAUUUGGAUGUACAUCCUCCUUGCAUACCUGGGAGUCAGCUGCGUACUGUUUGUAAUUGCCAGGUUUAGCCCUUAUGAGUGGUACGAUGCCCACCCGUGCAACCCAGGAUCCGAUGUCGUGGAGAAUAACUUCACCCUCCUCAACAGUUUCUGGUUCGGAAUGGGAGCCCUGAUGCAGCAAGGUUCUGAGCUGAUGCCCAAAGCACUCUCCACACGGAUCAUUGGAGGAAUCUGGUGGUUCUUCACCCUCUACUCACUCAUCUUCUUCCUACCUAAUUCGGCUAAAACCUGGCUGCCUUCUUUUUGAUCUGUGGAGAGAAAUCGGAGUCCCCUAAUUGACUCCUGGUGCCUCUAAGAUUCAGAUCUGGCCAAGCAAACCAAAAUCGAAUAUGGAGCAGUGAAGGAUGGGGCCACCAUGACCUUCUUCAAGAAAUCCAGGAUCUCUACUUUUGAAAAGAUGUGGGCCUUCAUGAGCAGCAAGCCUUCAGUUCUUGUUAAAAAUAACGAGGAAGGGAUCCAACGCACCCUCACCUCUGACUACGCUCUGCUGAUGGAAUCCACCACCAUUGAAUACAUCACUCGGCGGAACUGCAACCUGACACAGAUUGGGGGACUGAUUGACAGCAAAGGCUAUGGAAUUGGCACACCCAUGGGUUCACCAUACCGGGACAAGAUCACGAUAGCCAUUCUCCAGCUCCAGGAAGAGGCCAAGCUGCACACCAUGAAAGAGAAAUGGUGGCGAGGGAACGGCUGCCCAGAGGAAGAGAGCAAAGAAGCCAGUGCCCUCGGAAUCCAGAAUAUUGGUGGACUCUUCAUUGUUCUGGCCGCUGGCCUGGUCCUCUCUGUGUUUGUAGCCACAGUGGAGUUCAUCUAUAAGCUACGCAAGACAGCUGAACGCGAACAGCGCUCCUUCUGCAGUGCCAUGGCUGAUGAAAUCCGCCUAUCACUUACCUGCCACCGACGUGUGAAACACAAGGCCCCGCCCCCUGUCCUGGUGAAGACGGAUGCCGUGAUCAAUAUGCACACCUUCAAUGACCGGCGGCUACCUGGCAAGGACAAUAUGACUUGCAACACGGGGCUGACACCCGUGUUCCCAUAAAGAACGUAGGGGUGAGAGAAAGGGGGAGGGGGCUUGCUGCAUUUGGGAGGGGGAAACCCACACCUCCAUCUUGCAGAAACAAAGCAAGCGGGGAGAACUGAGCCAGGGUUGGGGUUUUACUUUGUAAGAACAGGGCCUACGAUGCAACGUCAGCCAUCAUUCAACCUGGAACAAGAGCGCAGAACCUGGACUGCGACGUCUUCUGUUUGGGAUUGUUGUUGAAUUUAAAGGAAGUCAAGGUUUAAAGCCCUGCAGGCCUCUCGGCAUCCAACGUGCUCCACCACCCCCUCCCCAUACACACAUCCAGGAGUCUUGAUGUUUACAUAUCAAACCGACGGAAGCAACCGAGCAGGGCGCAGACUGAUCUAGCACCGGAGAAAAGGCGCAAAGCCCUCUGAAUCCAACGCUUCCUUCUCAGUAUGGCAAUAAACAAAAUGACCUUUGGUUAGGACAGGUGUGAAGUCCCAGACGGGGAUGGAAUCUGAACUGGUCAACCCAGAAGGUUUCCAUAGCAACAUAGACUGGAGGCGCAGGGGGGUCAGGAGGGCCCAGAGGAUCCAUUGUCAAAGCCACUGCUUCUCUCAGAAGGAGCAAGACUGUGACCUGUUACCUCAGUGCUGUUUUUAAGCAUCCGGAAGCCCACAAUACCUGUGUGUCUGCCUUGCAUGGGUGCCUUCUCCAGGUAGGAGGUGAUACCGCGGGAAAACAGCUGAGUAGAGUGGAAUUGUCUUGAAACAAGGAUGGAUAAGAGGAGAGCGGAGGUGCCCACCACGAUGCAAACAUUCCCUUUGCUUGUGUCAACCCCUGGAGCUUUGGAGGAGGAAUCGCGCCCUUCAGACAGUUGCUUCAAUGCAUCAGGGCCGCUGGCGCCAAUCCUGCUGAGUUAGACCAAGCCAAGCCACAGGUGAGCGGGGCCAUGGCUCGGUGGAAGAGCCUCUGCUUGGCACCCAGUAGGUCCCACAUUCCAUCUCCAGCGUCUUUAGUUGAAAGGACCAAGUGGGAGGUGAUGUGAGAGACCUUUUGCUGAGACCCAGGAGAGCCACUGCCUGGCUGAGUAGACCCCACUGACCUUGAUGGACCGAUGGUCUGAUUCAAUGUAAGGCAGUUUCAUGUGUCAGAGAUGCAGCCAUGACAAAUGCUGAGAAAUGACAGGUCAGGGAAACAGGAUGGAGGUAGGAGGAAGUGAAUAAAGCUUCGCAUUGUGCCCUGUGUUGAGAAAGAGCAGCCCAGCCCAGUGGUACUUGCUUGGGGGAAACUGAACCAGCAAGGAGGGGGGUAUGCUUGUGCCACUGAGCCAGCCACCAUUAGAAGGGAUUUCCUUCUUCUACAAAAGAUACUGCCCUAUGCUAGGUGCUGUUCGUUGCCCACGUCACUUUUCUUCCAGGCCAAAACGUUCUCUCCAAAUGACCAAAGACUGCCUUUGCCAGCCACUUCAAAGAACACAGGGGAUCGGCUGCUCUGUAACAUCCUCGACGACAAACUGCAAAGGGGGGCCCUUUUCGUGAAACUCUGCCGCUUCUUGUGUUCAGCCUGCUGGAGCCUGAGCCAAACCCUUUUCUUUCUUUCUUUUUUUUGGACUUGUGGUACAAAUCUGAGCUUCAAUCGCAAAUUUGUGGACAGGAUUCCAGUGUCAAGAUUUCAAGUGGUUGACAUUCCAAGUCAAGUCAGUCCCAGUCUGGGUUAGAACACGUGCCAGCAAGUAGUCCAGAGAGAGAACUAGACUUGGGUUUGACAUAACCAGGUAAAUCUGUUGACUCUGUAGCUGCCAAAACAGCAUGAGCCAAAAGUCAAUCCUCUAACCAGCCUUCUGUGGGCUGCCACGCCCUAGUCUUCUGCCAGCUGCCAAAUUCAUGCCAGGUGCUGACCUUAGGUUGCAACUCGUCAAAUGCAGCAGGUGCUAGUCCAGAGACAGUGUGCAGGAGAGAAACCACUAGGAAGGCUUAGCUGUCCACCAGAAUCUUACGCAGUAACUUUGCUCAGGCCUGAAGUCAAAGGACACAGAAAGCUGGCAGUUGAGGUUCCUGUCAGGAGUCAAGGAAAGAGAGUAGGGACAGGGGUGCCUCUUUCCCUGUGGGCCAUUUCUCACCUCACACCCCCAGAGGUGUAGUGGGGGGGAUGACACCUGGGGUAAUACCUGCUCCGCCAGGAGCAGCCUGGUGGGGCAGGGCCAAGGGAAGAGGUAUGGGGCCCCCGAUUCUGCCCCCAUGUGACCAGCUGGUGUGCACCCAGGGACAUGUGACCCCACGUGUCCCUGUGAGUGCUCCGCCUCUGCAUACUCCCUAGCUGAUCCUUCUCAUGGUAGAAAGCAGGUUAGGGGUCAUGGGGAGGGAGUGGCUUGAAGGGAAAAGGGGCAAGGCCCUGCUUUCUCCUUCAUCCACUCCCAACUGCAGAUUCUAGCAAACACUUUUCUUUGAAAAGAACAUCCGGUGUGGAAGGAAAUUCUGCAGAAAUCCACUUGAGCGGUCUCGGAUGUAUGUUAUGUCUGGUUUUCCAUCAGAAGGGGGAAAAGCUGGCUGUAGAACCCCUCACCUUUCUGUUCAGCAUGAAGGGAUUAAGGGGUCAGAAACCUUCCAUCUGCCUAGCGUCCAUGCCAUAGGAAACACAGAAGGGCCCUAAAGGCCUUUUGCAGCUGCAGGCAAACAGUCUGUGAGCACCCAUGGCAUUCAAACACAUGGGAGGGUGUAUUUGACUGGUCUUUUCGCAAUCUUUGACUUUCCCCUCCACACCUGUUUGACAGAAGGGUCUCUUAUGCUCCCCCAUACCUCUUCUAGGCUGGGUCCCAUAUGGAGAUUGUCUCCAACCUUUCUGGGACCACCCCUCAUUUUCCUAAUCCUGGCUCCAGAGAUAAGCAUUAUUUUUACAUUUCCUUGCAAAAGCUUCGUUCUUUUCCAUUAUCUGCUGUUGUUUUUCCCAUUCAUUUUUUUGGUUAAUCCAUCAGUUUUCAGUCCCACUGGGUCCAACAGGAAACGCAUUUCCAGCUGUAACGUCUUUCAUUUCAAUCUCAUUUGGAUGAAAAAUUUCAGCAGUUGGAUUGCAUCCCCCACCCAGGGGAUCAUCUCUGCUAAAUAUCAGGGGGAAAGAUGACAUGUCCCCCCUCCCCGCCCCCCGCCCCCCGGCCCCUUUUUAAAAAGAAUUACAACCAUCACUUGCCAAACAAGCUUAAGCAGAAAAAAGCUGAAAUAAACCAGUUGCCCAGAGAAGAAGUGUUGCAUAGUUGACAGAGGCUUGGAAACCACACAGGAGGCUCACCUCCCCAGGAAGAACGGCAGCAAAGUAACCUAGCUGGCAGAGGCUGGCAUUUUGAACCCCCCAGGAAGACAAACUGCAGGGCUUAUCAGGGAGGCAUCUGCAUGUAGCAUUCAAUACCGUACGAUACAAAACCUUUAUUGGCAUAACAAGGUAAAAUACAGAUGGACACAGAUAGAAGUACAAGAUUUAGACAUUUAGUAUUCUAGGAUGGCAGGCAGCAGCACAACAGGGGCAGAGGCUUGAGCUUAGAAGCCCCAAUUUCCCGCCCGCCCACCUCCCCCCCCAUUUCACCAAACCAUUGAGGACUGGUAGAAACACUUUGGAAUGGAAGACAUCAUGACUGAAUGGUCUGGAUGAUUGGGAAGCUUUGAAGAAAAGCCCUUUUAUUACCUUUUAUUAGAACCAGCCAAAUUGCCACGAAACAUUGUGCAAAUGUUCAGGCUCCCCCAAACUCAUCAGACUGGGGGGUUGGAAAAAUUUUAAAAGAUAGAGGGGUGGAAGCAGAUUUUUCAGGCGGUGACAUUACGACUUCAUCUCAAAACAGUUCCAUUUCUCCUGGCUCCCUUUUCCUCUGAGGUGACCACUCAUAAUCUCAUUCCCUUUUGUUACCCUAACAACUGUAUCACAGAGUCUUGUUCCAGUUCAUUUUUUCGUUCACUUUGAAAUUACUUUAAACCUCCCGUUUCCUUCUCUCAUAUGGUUGGCAACCUUCAGGGGCAGCUUGGAGCUUUACUGAAAUCACAACUGAUCUCCAGGCUAAAGAGAUCUGUUCCCCUGGAGAAAAUGAGAACUUCAGAGGGCAAACUCUGUGGUCUGCCAUAGAUGAAAUCCCUCUCCAAAUUUCCCGCUUCCACAGUCACCACCCCCAAAUCUCCAGAAAUUUCCCAGGCUAGAAAUGGCAACCCUAUCCUAACACUUUCUUGAUCAAUGUUGUUAACAGAAAGAAACGAAGUCCAUGGGGAGCUCUUAUAAGCUAUAUAGCGUGCUUUUUGCUCACUGAUCCGGAUGUUUUCCAGGGUUUGUAGGAUUCUUACAGUAAGGGGGACAUGACCCCACUUGUCGAAUUAGAUCCUUUUGCCAUAGAGGAGGUGAAGGGAAGCUGUAAAUCCCUCCAGAGAGCCAGUGUGCUGUAGUGGUUAAGAGCAGGGGCACUCUAAUCUGGAGAACCGGGUUUGAUUCCCUGCUCUGCCACUUGAGCUGUGGAGGCUUAUCUGGUGAACUAGAUUAGCUUGUG
Sphaerodactylus townsendi is the source of this 7689-nucleotide messenger RNA. RefSeq names its product glutamate ionotropic receptor kainate type subunit 3 (gene GRIK3). Gene Ontology annotation, cellular component: presynaptic membrane; postsynaptic membrane; plasma membrane. Gene Ontology annotation, molecular function: transmitter-gated monoatomic ion channel activity involved in regulation of postsynaptic membrane potential; kainate selective glutamate receptor activity. The record is from RefSeq and is a predicted model, not a curated record. Gene Ontology annotation, biological process: modulation of chemical synaptic transmission; synaptic transmission, glutamatergic; monoatomic ion transport. Lineage: Eukaryota; Metazoa; Chordata; Lepidosauria; Squamata; Sphaerodactylidae.